This is a messenger RNA of Gadus morhua (Atlantic cod), 3068 nucleotides long. Its product is annotated as COG5048 and zf-H2C2_2 domain-containing protein. Gene Ontology annotation, biological process: regulation of transcription by RNA polymerase II. The transcript is spliced from 4 exons. The coding region runs from base 813 to 2441 and encodes 542 amino acids. The record is from RefSeq and is a predicted model, not a curated record. NCBI's taxonomy places the organism in Eukaryota, Metazoa, Chordata, Actinopteri, Gadiformes, Gadidae. Gene Ontology annotation, molecular function: RNA polymerase II cis-regulatory region sequence-specific DNA binding; DNA-binding transcription factor activity, RNA polymerase II-specific.
CGACAAUAGUUGCUUUGAUUUAUGACACCGGGGCGCAUGAAGAGGAACGGGAGGACGGUGCUCACAACAAUACAGCAAGCGCGUGCCUGCAUAAACGACCGAUUCGGUUAUUACUAGUCGCCCGGGUUAUGCGAAUCGGUGCGGAGGAUGAGGGCGUGCACGCACACUGACAAUCAAACCCGUCCACCAAACGAAGGACGGAAGUACAGAAGCAGAAACAGAGAAGGGAAAGAAAUGAGAAGGGACCGAGGGAGGGAGUCGGUGAGAGUGGAGCGGAAUUAGUCAAUGAUAGAGGGAGGAGGAGAGAAGAGAAGAAAGAGAGGCAGAAGGGUAGUGCUCCGGAGGUGGACGUGGCGGGUCCGGUGGUGGAGUUAAAAGUCAGGCGAUUGUGGCGCUGUCACAACAUAAAGAACCAUGAAGCGAGCAGACGGCAGAGGCCGUGCCACGGGCUCCACUAUCCAAAGCACACGCCGAAUCAAGAUGAUUCCCAGGCAACUGGCUGGUCACACCAGCAGGAGAUGUAGGGGCCCCCACUGUGGCUCAUUAUAUGUUUUCAGGGAACCAACCAGGUGUGCCAGUAUUCCAUUCUACCUCCUCCAUUGACCGGUAGAUUUUGAGAAACACGCAGGAGGUUGGACAAGGCGGAAGAAGAAUUCGGCGGCAAGGGAGAAGAACCGAUUCGGGGGGGGAUCAAGUGCGUCUUGUGCGCCGCAACACGUUAAGUGACGGAGAGUGGAAGAACGGUGCUGGGAUCAGUACCAGGAGGAGUGGAAGAGUGGGACGACUUUGGAAGGCAGCUUUUCCCCCUCACCAUGACGGCGUUGGAGGCAGAGUGCAUGAGCCUGAGCCUGGCUCAUUCCAUGUCCUCGGAGUGUGGCUCUCCAGGUUCUCUUGGCUCAGACUCGCCCGCCUCGCUGGUCCUCCUCUCGUCGGCCUGCCCCACGCCCACCCUCAGCUCCCUGGGGGCCGACAUAGCCGAGCCCCUAGUGAUGUUGCCCUGCAUCAAGAGCGAGCCCGAGGACCCCGAUCUGGAGCCCAUCCAGACGGUGGACCUGUCGGAGAUCCAGCCACUAUCCACCGCCGAGCUGGGCCAGGAUCAGAUCAAGAUGGAGAUCAGUGGCCUGGACUACAUCAGGUCUGAGCACCACGGCAGCAACAACCUGGGACCGUUCCACAACGCUGAUGUCACCGAACUGGACUACAAGUCCCAAUACGAGCCCAUCCUGGUGUUUGACUACAUUUCCCAGGUGUCCGACACUCUGGAGUACAUCAAGUCGGACCACCACGUGGAUCUGCACUGCUACUACACCACCGAACUGGGCUCCCUGAAACCAGAUUACCCCGAACACAACUUCAUGUCCAGCCACCUCCAGCGGCCCGACCUGCACCACCACCACCACCUCCACCACCCCAACACGCUGGAGUCGAUCCACAUGGCCGAGCUCCGUGACGAGCUCAACAAACUGCGACCGGACCCCAUGCUCAUGGACGGCGUGGUGAAGGUCGAGCCCGAGUCUGGCGACGGCGUGUACGGCCUCCUGACCGGGGAGGGGGGCAAAGCGUCAGCCGGCGGAUGCAAAGGCCAGAGCCUCGCCUCACGUAAGCCCCGCAACAUGCAGGGCGAGAAGCCCUUCUCGUGCCCGCAGUGCGGCAAGAACUUCAGCACGCUGGGCAACCUGAAGACCCACCAGCGCAUCCACACGGGCGAGCGGCCCUACGCCUGCUCGCAGUGCGGCAAAAGCUUCGGCCAGGCGGGCAACCUGAAGCGCCACCAGCUGAUCCACACGGGCCAGAAGCCCUACGUGUGUGCCCACUGCCCCAAGGGCUUCACCAAGGCGGACGACCUGCGCUCGCACCAGCGUCUGCACACGGGCGAGCGGCCGUUCAGCUGCGGCACCUGCGGCAAGAGCUUCGGCCAGUCCAAGGAGCUGAAGGCCCACCAGCUCAGCCACACGGGCGAGCGACCCUACUGCUGCCAGCACUGCGGCAAGAGCUUCACCAAGGAGAUGAGCUACCGCAACCACCUGCAGAUCCACGCCGGCGAGAAGCCUUUCAGCUGCUCGCAGUGCGGCAAGACUUUCAGCAACUCGGGUGUGCUCAAAACCCACGAGAAGAUCCACUCCGGGGAGCGACCGUUCGGGUGCACCCAGUGCGGCAAGAGCUUUGGGCGCCUGGGGCACCUGAAGGCCCACCAGCAGAUCCACACCGGGGAGCGGCCCUUCGCCUGUCCCCAGUGCGGUAAGACGUUCAGCCAGUCCGGCCACCUCAAAGCACACGAGCAGAUCCACAAGCGGGAGCGCUCCGACACGGGAAGCACCAACAGCAAUGAAGCAGCACUCUGGGAAAUGACAGUAGCUAAAACAAAACAGUUUAUACACCAUUUAAUGUCAUGGGUAGGGGGGGGAAAAGUAUUAUUCCUUUUUUAUAUAAUGCAUAUAUAGAUAUAUAUAUAUGUGUGUUUUGUUCCUUAUUUUGUUUUCAAAUGUUCAUACCGUUGUGCUUUUCUUUCUCUGUGUGUGUGUGUGUGUGUGUGUGUGUGUGUGUGUGUGUGUGUGUGUGUGUGUGUGUGUGUGUGUGUGUGUGUGUGUGUGUGUGUGUGUGUGUGUGUGUGUGUGUGGUUUACUAAGGGCCUUGUUGAUUUUGUGUUAAUGGUUUGUCCGUACUAUAUCAAGUAUAGAGGUGAACCCUAAAUCAUCUUUUUAUAGGACCAAGUAUGGGUACUUAUUUUUCUUUUCCUGUAAGUACUUACCAAUACCAAGCACCAAGUGGUUUGAUGACCAAUUUACAGUACUUGUUUUUGUACUUUUCAAUACGCAGUACCAACCUUUAGCAGACCAAACUGUGAGUACUUGUGUACUUGUCAAUAGCAUUUAUUAUUAUGAGUACUUUAUUCUGUGUACUAUGCCAUACUGAGGGCCAAAGUAUAAAUAAGUACUUAUUUUUCAGUACUUGCCAGUACAAAAUGCCAGUGUUUUUACUGACCACGAUGGGUAUUUGCUGACGACAGAUCAGAACUUUUUUUUUACGUGAUGUGAUGCCAUUACAUUUUAAUACAUAAGCUAAAAAUA